Myotis lucifugus (little brown bat) is the source of this 8366-nucleotide messenger RNA. It is a transcript of the gene BAZ2A, whose product is annotated as bromodomain adjacent to zinc finger domain 2A. The transcript has 27 exons. NCBI's taxonomy places the organism in Eukaryota, Metazoa, Chordata, Mammalia, Chiroptera, Vespertilionidae. Gene Ontology annotation, cellular component: rDNA heterochromatin. The record is from RefSeq and is a predicted model, not a curated record. Gene Ontology annotation, molecular function: DNA binding; protein binding.
AAAUGGAGGCCAACGACCAUUUUAACUUUACUGGCCUUCCCCCUGCACCUGCUGCCUCAGGACUGAAACCCUCCCCCUCCUCAGGGGAGGGCCUCUACACUAACGGGUCUCCCAUGAACUUCCCCCAGCAAGGGAAAAGUUUGAAUGGGGAUGUGAAUGUUAAUGGCUUAUCUACUGUAUCUCACACUACUACUUCAGGGAUUUUGAACUCUGCUCCCCACUCCUCCAGCACCUCACACCUCCAUCACCCCAACGUGGCCUACGACUGUCUCUGGAACUACUCACAGUACCCACCCGCCAAUCCUGGCAGCAACCUCAAGGACCCACCCCUUCUCUCCCAGUUCUCGGGGGGACAAUACCCACUCAAUGGCAUCCUUGGAGGCAGCCGACAACCUUCAUCCCCAAGUCACAACACUAACCUUCGGGCUGGGAGCCAAGAGUUCUGGGCCAACGGUACCCAGAGUCCCAUGGGGCUUAACUUCGACUCACAGGAACUGUAUGAUUCCUUUCCUGACCAGAAUUUUGAGGUGAUGCCCAAUGGACCCCCUAGUUUUUUCACCUCCCCACAGACUUCUCCCAUGUUGGGCUCCAGCAUCCAGACUUUUGCGCCCUCCCAGGAGGUAGGCAGUGGUAUUCAUCCUGAUGAGGCAGAAAAGGAGCUGACUUCAGUUGUGGCAGAGAAUGGCACUGGCUUGGUAGGCAGCCUGGAGCUGGAAGAAGAGCAGCCAGAAUUGAAGAUGUGUGGCUACAAUGGCUCCAUCCCUUCUGUGGAAUCAUUACACCAAGAAGUCUCAGUCUUGGUCCCUGACCCCACAGUGAGCUGCUUAGAUGAUCCUUCACAUCUUCCUGAUCAACUGGAAGACACUCCAAUCCUCAGUGAAGUCUCUCUGGAGCCCUUUAACACCCUGGCACCAGAGCCAGUAAGUGGAGGACUCUAUGGUAUAGAUGAUACGGAGCUGAUGGAUGCAGAGGACAAGCUGCCUCUUGAGGACAGCCCUGUGAUCUCUGCCCUUGAUUGUCCUUCCCUCAAUAAUGCCACUCACUUCAGUCUUCUGGCAGAUGACAGUCAAACUUCAGCCUCUAUUUUUGCCAGCCCCACCUCUCCACCCGUCCUUGGGGAGUCUGUCCUACAAGAUAACGGCUUUGACCUGAAUAAUGGUAGUGAUGCAGAACAAGAAAUGGAGACUCAGGUGGCUUCAGACUUCCCACCACCUCUGACCCAGCCAGCCCCUGACCAUUCAUCCACUAUUCAGCUACAUCCAACAACCUCACCAGCAGUCUCACCAACAGCCUCCCCAGCAAUCUCCCUGGCAGUUUGUCCAACAGCUUCCCCAGAGAUCUCUCCAGAAGUCUCCCCAGCAGCCUCCCCGGAAAUCUCCCCAGCAGCCUUCCCAACAGUCUCUCCAGCUUCCUCACCAGCCUUCCCACCAAUCUCCUCAGAAGUUUCCUUGCCGGCCUCACCAGUGACCCCCCCGAAAGCAUCCACCGAAGCUUCCCCUGCAGCUGUCUUCCCAACAGCCUCCCCAGCAAAUAAGGAUGUCAGCAGCUUCCCUGAAACCACCGCUGACUUGGAAGAGGUCACUGGAGAAGGAGUCCCUACUUCUGGUGGUGGUGAUGUUCUAAGGAGACGAAUUGCUACUCCAGAAGAAGUUCGUCUUCCCCUCCAACAUGGGUGGCGGAGAGAGGUGCGAAUCAAGAAGGGCAGCCACAGAUGGCAGGGGGAGACCUGGUAUUAUGGCCCCUGUGGGAAGAGGAUGAAACAGUUCCCGGAAGUGAUCAAGUACCUGAACCGCAACGUGGUACACAGUGUCCGCCGUGAGCACUUCAGCUUCAGUCCCCGUAUGCCUGUUGGAGAUUUCUUUGAAGAGAGAGACACACCGGAGGGCUUGCGGUGGAUACAACUGUCAGCAGAGGAGAUCCCAUCUAGGAUUCAGGCAAUUACUGGGAAACGGGGCCGACCUCGAAACACUGAGAAUGCCAAGACCAAGGAAGUUCCCAAGGUGAAACGGGGCCGAGGUCGGCCACCCAAGGUCAAAAUCACUGAGCUAGUGAAUAAGACAGACAACCGCCCCACAAAGAAACUGGAGGCCCAAGAAACACUGAAUGAGGACGAUAAAGCAAAGAUGAAUAAAAUCAAGAAGAAGAUGAAACAGAAGGUACAACGUGGAGAGUGUCAGACUACUACCCAAGGGCAGGUGAGGGACAUCAGAGAUUACACAAGGGCGGACUCUUCUUCUUCUUCUUCUGCUAAUUCUUCCUCUCCUUUGUCUGCUUCUUCUGAGAAGUCAACGACAACUUCGGCAAAACCGAAGGAUUAGGCUAAGAGUGCGAAGAAGGAGAAGGUAAAAACGAAGGAAAAGGAGGAGCUGGCCAAAGCCAAGCCAGCCUGUAAAGCAGAUAAAACACAGGUCACACAGAGGUGCUUGGAGGAGCGGCAGAGGCAGCAGAUGAUCUUGGAGGAGAUGAAGAAGCCCACAGAGGAUAUGUGUCUGACUGACCACCAGCCUCUGCCUGACUUCUCACACAUCCCUGGUCUGAUCCUGCCUAGCGAGACCUUCUCAGACUGCUUGACCAUUGUGGAGUUCCUGCACAGCUUCGGCAAGGUGCUGGGCUUUGACCCUGCCAAAGAUGUACCUAGUUUAGGGGUCCUGCAAGAGGGACUCCUGUAUCAAGGCGACAGUGUGGGCGAGGUGCAAGAUCUGCUGGUGCGGCUCCUGAAGGCUGCACUCUAUGAUCCUGGCUUGCCCUCCCACUGUCAGUCCUUAAAGAUCUUGGGGGAAAAGCUGUCGGAGAUCCCACUGACGAGAGACAAUGUAUCUGAGAUCCUGCGCUGCUUCCUCAUGGCAUAUGGAGUGGAGCCAGUCCUCUGUGACAGCCUACGCACCCAGCCUUUUCAGGCCCAGCCACCCCAACAGAAAGCUGCUGUCCUGGCCUUCCUUGUACAUGAGCUCAAUGGCUCCACCCUCAUCAUCAAUGAGAUUGACAAGACUCUGGAGAGUAUGUCCAACUACAGGAAAAACAAGUGGAUUGUUGAAGGCCGGCUCCGGAGACUGAAAACUGCUCUGGCCAAGCGAACUGGGCGGACUGAAGUAGAGAUGCAGGGGCUAGAGGAAGGCCUAGGGCGGAGGCGCAGCUCUCGGAUCAUGGAGGAGACUAGUGGCAUGGAAGAGGAAGAAGAGGAGGAGAGUACAGCAGCUGUCCAUGGCCGUAGGGGUCGAAGAGAUGGAGAGGUUGAUGUCACAGCAUCUAGCAUCCCAGAGCUAGAACGCCAGAUAGAAAAACUCAGCAAGCGUCAGCUCUUCUUUCGAAAAAAGCUGCUUCACUCAUCCCAGAUGCUUCGGGCAUUCUCCUUGGGUCAGGACCGCUACAGACGCAACUACUGGGUGUUGCCCUAUUUGGCUGGUAUCUUUGUGGAAGGAACAGAGGGGAGCUUAGUUCCUGAGGAUAUGAUAAAGCAGGAAACUGACUCCUUAAAAGUGGCUUCCCACUCAGCGCCCAGCCCAGCCCCCUUUUCUCUGAAGAGGGAAUUAGCUGGCUCCAGCACCUCUGCCAGUUCUCCUGCCCGGGCCCGAGGCCGCCCUCGGAAAACUAAGCCUGAGUCUAUGCAACCUAGGCACCUUAAGUCUCCUGUUAGGUGUCAGGCUUCAGAAGAGCCCCAAGUCCAACUUCAGCCCGAGACUCAACCCUACCCUCCACUUCAGGCUUAUGCCCAACCCCAGCUUCAGUCCCAGCCUCUAACCCAUAAUGGGUUCCUGGAGCCAGAAGGCUCGCUUUUGUCUCUGGGUCAGAGCCAGCAUGACCUCAGCCAGUCAGCCUUCCUGUCUUGGCUGAGCCAGACUCAGAGCCACGGCUCCCUGCUGAGCAGCUCAGUCCUCACACCUGAUAGCAGCCCUGGAAAACUGGAUCUGACCCCAUCACAGCCUCUGGAGGAGCCAGAGCCUGAAGAGGCAGAAUCCAGCCCUGAUUCUCAAGCCCCCUGGUGUAACUUCUCAGCCCAGAUGCUCUGCAAUGCUGCCCCUACACCACCCCCUGCAGUUUCUGAGGACCAGUCCACUCCCUCCCCUCAGCUACCUGUCUCCUCCAAGCCAGUGAAUAGGCCCAGUGCUGCCAGCCCCUGUUCUCCAGUGCAGCGGUCUUCCACCCCCUUGCCUGGGGUGGCUCCUAAAAGGCGAACAGGAGACCCUGGCGAAACAUCACAGAGUCCCAAAGGGCUGGGACAACCAAAACGGAGAGGGAGACCUCCCAGCAAGUUCUUCAAACAGAUGGAGCAGCGUUACCUAAACCAGCUGACAGCCCAGCCUGUUCCUCCUGAGAUGUGCUCAGGCUGGUGGUGGAUCCGAGAUCCUGAGACAUUGGAUGCCACGCUCAAGGCCCUGCACCCACGAGGAAUCCGAGAGAAGGCCCUUCACAAACACCUCAAUAAGCACAGGGACUUCUUGAAGGAAGUCUGCCUGCGGCCCUUAACUGAUUCUAUCUUUGAGCCCAGUCAGUUAUCUGCUUUUCAAGAAGGGGUUAUGAGCUGGUCCCCCAAAGAGAAGACGUAUGAGACAGACCUGGCUGUGCUUCAGUGGGUAGAGGAGCUGGAACAGCGGGUCAUCCUGUCUGACCUGCAGAUUCGGGGCUGGGCAUGUCCUAGCCCAGACUCUGUUCGUGAAGACUUGGCCUACUGUGAGCACCUACCUGACUCCCAGGAGGAUAUCACCUGGAGAGGUCGAGGCAGGGAAGGACUCGCCCCCCAGCGUAAAACUACCAACCCUCUGGACCUGGCUGUGAUGCGACUGGCUGCCCUGGAGCAGAAUGUGGAGCGGCGGUACCUACGGGAGCCCCUCUGGCCAGCUCAUGAGGUUGUGCUAGAGAAGGCCCUGCUCAGCACACCCAGUGCUGCCCCUCAGUGCACCACUGCAGAGAUAUCAUAUGAGAUCACCCCUCGCAUUCGGGCCUGGCGCCAGACACUGGAGCGGUGUCGGAGUGCAGCCCAGGUGUGCUUGUGCCUGGGCCAGCUGGAGAGGUCCAUUGCCUGGGAGAAGUCCGUCAACAAAGUGACCUGUCUAGUGUGCCGGAAAGGUGACAAUGAUGAGUUUCUUCUGCUCUGUGAUGGGUGUGAUCGUGGCUGCCACAUAUACUGCCAUCGGCCCAAGAUGGAAACUGUUCCAGAGGGAGAUUGGUUCUGUGCUGUCUGUUUGGCCCAGCAGGUAGAAGGAGAAUUCACUCAGAAGCCUGGCUUCCCAAAACGAGGCCAGAAGCGGAAAAGUACUUACAUGCUGAACUUCCCAGAGGGUGAUGGCCGCCAACGCCGUGUACUGUCGAGGGGCCGAGAAAGCCCAGCAGUGCCUCGGUACUCGGAGGAAGGGCUGUCACCAUCGAAGCGGCGUCGGCUCUCCAUGCGGAACCAUCACAGUGAUCUCGCAUUUUGCGAGAUUAUCUUGAUGGAGAUGGAGUCCCAUGAUGCAGCCUGGCCUUUUCUGGAGCCUGUGAACCCACGUUUGGUGAGUGGGUACCGGCGCAUUAUCAAAAACCCUAUGGAUUUUUCCACCAUGCGGGAGCGGCUGCUCCGAGGAGGGUACACCAGCUCAGAGGAGUUUGCGGCUGAUGCGCUUCUGGUCUUUGACAACUGCCAGACCUUCAAUGAGGAUGACUCUGAAGUGGGAAAGGCUGGGCACAUCAUGCGACGCUUCUUUGAGAGCCGCUGGGAGGAGUUUUAUCAGGGAAAACAGGCCAAUCUGUGAGGCAAAGGUGGUGGGGAGUCACCUGUGGCAUCUCCCCGCGCCCUCCAAACAAAAACCUGCCAUUCUCACCUGCUGAUGCUGCCCUGGGGCUCGACUCAAAUCUGAUAUAUAUAUAUAUAUAUAUAUAUAUCUGCUAUUUGACUCUCCCUUUGGCAGCACCCUACAUCCUCUUAUCCCUACACCCCUUCUCCCUUUCCUCCUCUUGCUCCUCAAAUAAGAGGGGCAGAAAUGAGGUCCUUCUGGACUGAAAGCCAAAAAAAGAAAGAAAAAAAUAAUUUUCCUUUCUGUUUUAUUUCCUAAUUAAAAAUGAGGAGGAGGAAAGAAGUCCCUACUUCCUCCCCCAGAUUCCUCUCCUUCCCUGUACAUGCCCCAGCAUUCUGGGGCUGUUUAACAAUAGCAAUAGUUCUAGUGAAUGUGUGAAACCGAGAAACACUCUGUACUGUGUGUGGACCCGCAGUGACGGCCAGUAAAGUGGACUUAAUUCCCAAGUGUGUCGAGCCGGACACCGGGCCCUGAACAUGCUGCUUCCAUGUUCAGUCCCUCCCUUGCUUCUCACUUUCUCUCAGUUUUUCACCUUCCGUCCCCUACCCCCUUUCAGAUUUUCUGUCAUCCAAUAAUGUAAAACUAUCGUGUACGGGUUCCUUCAUUCUUUUCCAAAUUUUUUUUCCCUUCAGAGGAAAAACGAAGUUCAGAGGUCCCUGUCUUUCUGUCCUCAUCUUCUGCCAAUAGCUAUCCCCUCUCAUGUGUUGGGUACUCCUCACAUGCCGAGUUUCUAGCCUCUUCUGAAACUCAGUAGCUGGGAGAGGACAGGGAGGCACCCUGGACCCUGGGCCUUGCAGCCUCCUUCCCCACCUCUUACCCAAACCUCCCUCUUGGGAACUCCUCAGGGACAACUACUGCUGAGUUUGGGCGCACCCCAAGAUGGAGGCCAGGUAGCAACCUACUGGCCUGAGGUGUGUGUGUGUGUGUGUGUGUGUGUGUGUGUGUGUGUGUGUGUGUAAGAGAGAACACUGUUAAUUGUGCCCCUGUAUUGUUUGAAGGCAUCCAUUCAAUUUCCUCAACUCUCUGUUUUUAGUCCCAUCUUUCCCAUUGUUCAAACCAUCAUAUUUUUGUCUUUGGGAAACCACAGGAACAGUUUUUCUGGGUACAAGGCUGUGGCUCUUCUCUCUCCCAGUCAUUUCUGUUCCAGCCUCUAAACUGUGCAAUCUUUCAACAGGAACUCCCUCUCCUUUCAGUGGCGUUGAGUCUUAAGCUUUUGCAGGGAGAGGGGUAGAACUGGAUUUUUCCUAAUCCCGUGAGCUUCUGGGGGUUUAGUUGUGCUUUCCUUCCCUUAUCUACUUCCUACCCCAGGACCCUUCCCUGCAGCAGAGAACCUGGAGCACAAAGAGUAGGAGGAGGGGUUUUGGGUCCACCACUGCCCUACAUGUGACUGUGUUCAAGUUAAGUCCCAACGUGCGAGAGGAAAGCUGCUAACUCCCAGCUAUAGCCAUGGGGCCCAGCCCCCUGCUUUCCUGCUCAGCAGAGCCCCUCCCAUCAGAAAUUACGGGUACUUGCACUGGGGAGGUGGCUGCUGGCUGGCCCAAGCAGAGAGCUAAGGCACCCAGGACAUGUUCCAUUGGGGGAGGGUGCCAGUGAGGUGGAGCAUUCCUUGUACUUCUGGCAGCACUGAAUAGCCACGGGGUGGGGGGCAGUGUGGUCCUGGGGCAGCCCUUUCUUAUUCCUUUAUGCCCCUUCUCCCCCAUAGCCUAUUUCUAAAGUCGCCUUUUCUGUCAGAUAAACCUCAAAACUUUUAAUUUUAUUCGAGAUUUUUUUUUUGCUUUUAAAUAAGAGGUGGAUUGAAGAAUAUUUGAAUUGACUUUAUAUUAUGCAUAAAUAUUUAUAUUUUAUCUAAAUAACUGCGCUGUAACAAACUUUGUGUUAGUCAAACGUUUGAAACUGUUAUAGUUGGGGCUCUUCUUUUCUCCCCAUAGCAGUUUUCCCCUGGUGUAAAGUGUCCUGAAGUAAUUUUAUUGUUGGAGGCAAGGUGGACAGGGGAGUGAAAUCUCAAUUGUUCCUACUUGGUGUUCCUCUCCCAGCUCCAUCUCUUUCCCUAGGGACCAGGCACUCUGAAGGUGGGGUGGAGUCCCAGCCUCAGUGUGCAGUGGGGGCUGGGGGCGGGUGGUGGAGUAGGGCAUGAUCAAAGGGGCCAUUUCUCACUUUUCUUUCCUCCUCUUCACUGCCCCUUGAGCUAGGUGGAUUUUCUCUUGAUAAAUAAGAGUAUUUGGUAGGGAAGGCAGGUUAAAAAAAAACACAAAAAAACUCACUCCCUACUCCUUUGUUUCCCCUCCCCCAUCAGUCUGGUAACAGGAAGAAACCACACCAUCAACACCAACAAGUUUCCACGUUCCUUUUACAUCAAAAGGGACUUGACUUUUUAUAUAACCAAAUGUGGUGUUUUAGUGACUUUUUGAUAAUGUACAGUUUUUUGUGAAUUUAAAUUUAUUUCUUUCUAUAUUUUUAGGACCAACCUCAUUUUUAAUAAGGUUUAAAAAAAGAAAAAAAAGUCUAGAGAAAAAACUCCUGUUUUUGCCAUGUGAUGUUCCACAAGUGCAGCUGUAGAAAAGUGCUUGUCAGUUGAAUAAAAACCACAUUUGAUAGAGA